CACGCAAGCAAAUAUCAAUGUCAGAAAGUAGAGAAACCCCCAAAACUAGAGAGCACCGUGGGGCAAGUUUGGGAAAUGACACCUCCAGUGCCCCUAGCCAGAGCACCACCAUGGCACCCAGAAAACAAACAAAAGAGGGUACAAAAGGGCAAGGAAAGAGUGGAGUUCCUACUCCGAGUGCCAAUCCUCAAAGCCUGCCCAUCCAGAAACACCAAAGCUCACCUCAAAGGACAAGUAAAACAAAGGGUAUCACUAGUGGCCCUGCAGUCCCUGGGACAUCAAGGAGAUCAGAGAGCCCAGACUUGCUUUCUGACCUCAUGUCAGCCUUUGGGGCCUGGUGUAGCUCCUCCCAACAGCUGCUGCUGUUGUUGCUUGGAGGAGAGCCAGGGUCUCAUUUCCUCCAGGAGACUUGGGGCUGCAAGAUUCACAAGGACAACCGCACCAGGGCCUUUUGGAAUUUCUACUACGAUGGGAAGCCCUUCCUCUCCUAUCAUCCAGAGACACUCAGCUGGAAGGUGGAGCCACCCUCAGCUCAGAACUUGGCUAUGGAAGUCAAGAAUUCCUGGGAUGCAGAUGGCAUGCAAAGCAAGGAUUACUGGGCCCAAGUUCAGGGAGAGCUUUGUGGAAGACUCAGGAGAUAUCUAGUCUUCUGGAAGGACUCCUCCUACUCCUCUGGAGCCUCUGCCCAGAGAACCUUGUUGUCCCCAGCAGUGAAUGUGACCUGUGCUGAGGCCCUGGAGGACACCAUCAAUGUGACAUGUUGGGCUUUUGGCUUCUAUCCCGAGAAUAUCUCUGUGACCUGGCUUCAGGAUGGGGAACCCCUGUGCCAGGAUGCCCAGCAGGCUGGUGGUAUCUUUUCCUAUGAGAAUGGGACCUACCAGACCUGGGUGUCUACCAGGAUUCCCCAAGGACUGGAGCAGGGGUUCAGCUGCCAUGUGGGACACAGUGGGAACAACAGCACUGGCUUUGUGUCCUGUGGUAAGCCUGGGAAUCCCAGAAGUGGUUCCCAACCAGGGACUGCACUGCUGCUUCCGAACCAAUGGGUUGCCUUCCUGGGUGUGGCUGCUGCUGUUGUUGCUGUGAUUAUGAUUAUUGUUUGUGUCUGCUCCUGCAAGAAAAGGAAGACAGAAUGUACCUCAGAAGGUUCAGGUGAGAAAAGCGUUCAGUGGCUGGGGAUUGCAGGGCCUAUUUGGAAUGUAGAGUCUCUUGUGCCUCCCGCUGCACAGACAGCAGUGGAGGUGACCAGCUUUCUGGAAAAGAGGAUGGAGUUCUGUCUCCAGCCACACCCCUUAGUCUUUCCAAAAGCCAGGGCUGUCAACAUUUCUGAAGGUCCAGAUGCAGCCUCUGUGUCUGCAGGAGAUCCCUCUAAAGGAGUGUCCCCUGUGGGAGAUCUGGAUUGUGACCAUGACAAUGCAAUGGGACAGAUGAUAGAUGGGCCUACAGUUCACACUGCAGAAUCUCAGGAAAACCCUAGUUUUCUUUGGAAAGAAGACCUCUGAGGACUAUGAGGAUUGUCGCCUACAGAAGCCCAUGCUAGAGCCCCUGAGCCUAUAUAACCUGGAUCAGCAGCAGAGGGCACCAAGUGACUACACUGGAUCCACACAGCUGGGGUGUCAACCUUUGCUGAGAGCUCCUGGGGCUUCAGGGGGAGCUUGCACUGGGCAGCCCUGCUGUGACAAGCACUUUAUGUCUUGGUGCCUUGGUUUCCUCAUCUCUACAAUGUGGAAACAUGUUUGCUAACUAGUGCAGCUGUUCUGUACUAGUAUUCUUAUUAUUUUACUGUAUUUUAGCACAUUACAUAUAAUUAUGGUAUUUUAAUAAAUGAGAUUAUUUGUAAGUGUCCUUA
Messenger RNA from Ictidomys tridecemlineatus (thirteen-lined ground squirrel), 1846 nucleotides. Lineage: Eukaryota; Metazoa; Chordata; Mammalia; Rodentia; Sciuridae. The record is from RefSeq and is a predicted model, not a curated record.